Messenger RNA from Balaenoptera acutorostrata (minke whale), 1071 nucleotides. RefSeq names its product stratifin (gene SFN). The record is from RefSeq and is a predicted model, not a curated record. The transcript has 2 exons. Gene Ontology annotation, cellular component: cytoplasm. Lineage: Eukaryota; Metazoa; Chordata; Mammalia; Artiodactyla; Balaenopteridae. Gene Ontology annotation, biological process: signal transduction. Gene Ontology annotation, molecular function: protein kinase binding. The coding region runs from base 91 to 837 and encodes 248 amino acids.
GGGGAUUUGUGCAGUCUGACACCGUGUUGCCCUCGCCCAUCAGAAGCGACGAGCCAGCCUGCAGAGCCAAGCCUGAUGCCAGCAUGAGCCAUGGAGAGAGCCAGCCUGAUCCAGAAGUCCAAGUUGGCCGAGCAGGCUGAACGCUAUGAGGACAUGGCAGCCUUCAUGAAGAGAGCCGUGGAAAAGGGUGAGGAGCUAUCCUGCGAAGAGCGCAACCUGCUCUCAGUGGCCUACAAGAACGUGGUGGGUGGCCAGCGGGCCGCGUGGAGAGUCCUGUCCAGCAUCGAGCAGAAGAGCAACGAGGAGGGCUCAGAAGAGAAGGGCCCGGAGGUGCGAGAGUACCGGGAGAAGGUGGAGACGGAGCUCCGGGGCGUAUGCGACACGGUGUUGGGCUUGCUGAACACCCAUCUCAUCAAGGAGGCCGGUGACGCCGAAAGUCGGGUCUUCUACCUGAAAAUGAAGGGCGACUACUACCGGUACCUGGCUGAGGUGGCCACCGGUGAUGACAAGAAGCGCAUCAUUGACUCAGCCCGGUCGGCCUACCAGCAGGCCAUGGACAUCAGCAAGAAGGAGAUGCCGCCCACCAACCCCAUCCGCUUGGGCCUGGCCCUGAACUUUUCUGUCUUCCACUAUGAGAUCGCCAACAGCCCCGAGGAGGCCAUCUCGCUGGCCAAGACCACCUUCGACGAGGCCAUGGCUGACCUGCACACCCUCAGUGAGGACUCCUACAAAGACAGCACCCUCAUCAUGCAGCUGCUGCGGGACAACCUGACGCUGUGGACGGCCGACAACGCCGGGGAAGAGGGGUGCGAGGCUCCCGAGGAGCCCCAGAGCUGAGCCGUGCCCGCUGCCCUCCCUGCCCUGCCCUGCCCGCUCGUCCCCCACUCCUGGCAGAGAGGACUUGCACGGGGUGGGAGGCCCAACCCUUCUCCCCAGAUGCUCUGCCCCAGCUCAGAAAGGCUCCACAGAGAGGAACCAGCAGAGCUGAGGCCACCUGAAGCCAGAGGAUUCCAUGCUUCCUGCAGCUGUCAGGUGCUCCUGGCCACUGGUCAUCCCACCCAGCCCUGCUCU